Messenger RNA from Mercurialis annua (annual mercury), 1480 nucleotides. RefSeq lists its product as uncharacterized. Lineage: Eukaryota; Viridiplantae; Streptophyta; Magnoliopsida; Malpighiales; Euphorbiaceae. The record is from RefSeq and is a predicted model, not a curated record. Bases 188 to 1324 code for a protein of 378 amino acids. The transcript is spliced from 5 exons.
AAUUUCUCUUUCUCCAUCACUCUCUCAUUCUUUAUGAAAAAGUUAUAUUCUUCUGGAAAUAGCAACACCAAAAAAAGAAAAGAAAAAAAGUAGACUAGAAUGUUUUAUUCUUUUGAUCUAAACUAAGUUUUACUACUUCACUCUCUUGCAAAAACAGAGCAAAAAACAGAGCAAAAACAGAGGAAAUAUGGGAGGGGUAACCUCAUCAAUGGCAGCAAAGUUUGCAUUUUUCCCACCGAACCCACCAACUUACAAGGUGGUAACAGAUGAAAUUACAAGUCUUUUGCUGUUAAACCCAUUCCCACACCGUGAAAAUGUAGAAAUCUUGAAGCUGCCAACCCGAAAAGGAACUGAGAUAGUUGCUAUGUAUAUUAGGCAUCCUAUGGCUACUUCUACUCUUCUUUACUCUCAUGGUAACGCCGCCGAUCUGGGUCAGAUGUAUGAGCUUUUCAUCGAAUUAAGCAUCCAUUUGAGAGUUAAUCUCAUGGGGUAUGACUACUCCGGAUAUGGACAAUCUUCUGGAAAGCCAAGUGAACAGAAUACUUAUGCAGAUAUUGAAGCUGUAUAUAAGUGUCUUGAAGAAAGUUAUGGCACCAAGCAAGAAGAUAUUAUACUUUACGGGCAAUCUGUCGGCAGUGGCCCCACCUUAGAUCUCGCUGCCCGAUUGCCUCAGCUACGAGCUGUUGUUCUGCAUAGUCCCAUACUCUCAGGCUUAAGAGUCAUGUAUCCUACCAAGCGUACAUACUGGUUUGACAUUUAUAAGAAUAUUGACAAAAUUCCACUAGUUGAUUGUCCUGUUCUUAUAAUUCAUGGAACUUCAGAUGAAGUUGUCGAUUGCUCCCAUGGUAAACAACUCUGGGACCUCUGUAAAGAGAAGUACGAACCACUCUGGCUCAAAGGAGGCAACCAUUGCGACUUAGAGCACUUUCCGGAGUAUAUCAGGCAUUUGAAGAAGUUUGUAUCUACUGUUGAGAAAUCAAAUUCUCAAAGAUACAAGUCAAGGAGAAGCACAGACCAGUUUGAACAAUCCCGUAAGAGUACAGAUAUAUUCGAGGUUUCGAGGAAAAGUACAGACCGGAGGGACAAACCAAGGCAUAGUACCGACAGGCAUGAGAAAUCGAAAACUCAGUCCGACAAGCUAGAAAAGCUCAAAAAUCCGUCCAAUAAUGCCGAGAAGCUAGAAAAAUUCCGGUUGUCUUUCGAUCAACUAGAAAGAUCUCGUAGAAGUGUUGAUAGCCAUGAGAAGUCUCGGAAAAGCAUGGAACACCAACUUGAAAGAGCACGGAAAAGUGUAGACAGGUUGGAAAGAAUACGAACUGGUUAAUAUUUAAUUACCAAUUGCACAAAUAUAUGCAGGGGUUUGGUGUUGUGGGCAAUUUUUUGGGUUUCUUGUCUAAUUUAUAUGGUUUUCUGGCAGUGUAAUUGGCUUGUGUUAUUUCUAUAGUAACUAAGGCAUGAAAUGAGAAAAGGUUUGCUGUUA